AUGAGCGCCGAGGAGGGAGAGGCGGGAGAGACGGGCCCUGCCACAGGGGGAGAGGAGCCGCGGGAGGGCUGCACGACGACAACUGGCGCCACGGGGGAAUACCCGCGAGGACGCCCACGCGACGUGGACGAACCGCGCGAAGGGUCUGGUGGGAAUGAACCGGCGGGGGAACCGGAGAGCGACGGGGAGGACGAGGAUCGGGAAGAGGAGGAGGAGGGCGCGAUGGGGGGUCGUCUUUGCGGGGACAAGUCCCCUGCCGCCCUGCACUCCAGCAGCAGCAGCGAGUCCUGUAUCCCUACGCCAAGCUGCCGGAUCUGCUUCCAGGGCGCCGAACAGGGCGACCUGCUGAACCCGUGCCGCUGCGACGGCUCGGUGCGCUACACCCACCAGACCUGCCUGCUGAAGUGGAUCAGCGAGCGCGGCUGCUGGAGCUGUGAGCUCUGCUGCUACCACUUCAACAUCCUGGCCAUCACCAUGAAGAGGCCCUGGCAGUGGCAGAGCAUCAGCAUCACGCUGGUGGAGAAGGUCCAGAUGGUGGCUGUGUUCCUGGGCUCGCUGUUCCUCAUGGCCUCCAUCACCUGGCUGCUGUGGUCGGCACUCAGCCCCCAGGCCCUCUGGCAGCGUCGCGACGUGCUCUUCCAGAUCUGCUAUGGCAUGUACGGCUUCAUGGACCUGGUCUGUGUCGGCCUCAUCGUGCACGAGGGCGCGGCCGUGCACGGUGUCUUCCUGCGCUGGCGGGCGGUCAACCUGCACUGGGACGUCCACAGCUACGACAAGGCGGCGGACCUGGAGGAGAGCAGCGCGGGGGGCCCCGCCGCCCCCCUCGUCCCCCGGACUCUCUGGCUGCCCCUGGGCCCCCUGGGGGAGAGGCCCCUGCAGACCUCCGAGCUGGCCCCCAACAGCCCCUGGAGCUGCCCCUGCUGGCCCUACCUCUGCCCAUGCGGAGCGGGGCCCGGCGGGGGGGGGGCCCGGGGGUCCGGGGAGGUGGUGGUGCGGGUCACGUCGGUGUGA
This is a messenger RNA of Gadus chalcogrammus (walleye pollock), 1011 nucleotides long. It is a transcript of the gene marchf11, whose product is annotated as membrane-associated ring finger (C3HC4) 11. The coding region runs from base 1 to 1011 and encodes 336 amino acids. NCBI's taxonomy places the organism in Eukaryota, Metazoa, Chordata, Actinopteri, Gadiformes, Gadidae. The record is from RefSeq and is a predicted model, not a curated record. Gene Ontology annotation, biological process: protein ubiquitination. Gene Ontology annotation, molecular function: ubiquitin-protein transferase activity; zinc ion binding. The transcript has 4 exons.